GGAUUGACUCUGUCCCGAGUCCGACAGAAUAACUCUUCUACGUCCGACGAAGAUGACUCAAUGUCAGCUCGCUCUUCACGACUUUCUCACCUGUGACGAGCCAUGUACUGGCCCAAUGGAGUACCUCGGGUCUAUGCGGUCAACGGCCCUGCGAUUCCCUUCGUGCCGUCCGACGAUACUGAAGAAUUAGAUUUGGAGCGCUCUGUGGAACAGAGGCUAUCGCUAAAUGACAAUGGACCCAAGGAACCGUCCAGGGAGGAGGUGGCCUGGGCUGACGAGGCCAUUGACGGCCUCUGCGUCUCUCGGAGUGGUCAUAUGUUUGCGACUAUGACGGCUACUUCUAUAGCUGUGUGGCAGACAAAACCGACCGCUGUUGUCGCCGCUGUCGCCCGAUCCGCCUCGUCACUUAGCACUUAUGGUCCGAAUGUAGCUUUGCUGAUGCACCCCGACUCGACGAUAAUUGUUGUUCAGACGCUAAACGGAUACCUUCUCACGUAUACAGUUGCUACCGAUCCACAUGGUCAUGUCUAUCAGCAGCAUUUCGACCACUCCGCCCAAACCCGCCGGCAGCAGCUUGCCCGCGAGGAAGAUGCGAAUGGCGUCCGGGAUGCCAGUAUUCGCUUUAGGAUGGCUAUUAAGAUAGAAUCUGGAAUUGUGAAAGCUCUGGCACUGGACAACGAGCUUGUGGUUGCUACCGUGAAACCUGCGGCAAUUCAAUGCAUUCGAUGGACGCCGGAUGCGCACGGCGCUCAGACAACCUCGGAAUUGCUAAGCCGCAUAUUGGGCGUGUCUAAGCGGACUUCUAUUACCGAGAUGGUGUACGAUCGUGCUAUCAACCUCUUAGUGUGGGUUACAAAUGAAGGACAGGCGUACGCAGUUCAACGCGUACCUGAGGGCUCGCGUGAUCCGGAGAACCCAAAGAAGCUCUUCAACGGCCACUGUUUCCACAGUCCGAAGAACGACGGCGAGAAAGCGCUCAGGGUUGCCGUCAAUGCUCGGUUCUCACUGCUUACUGUCAACUGCGCCAACGGUGACAUCUUCGUGUAUACCGCUAAAGACUACCUUGGAAAUGUCCCACUAUCUCAUAAGCUGCAACUCCCAGCAUCGCCUCACACAACAGGCAAUUUAAGCUUCAUGUCCUAUUCACCGGACGGCUACUGUCUCUUCGCAGGCUACGAAUGUGGUUGGACAACAUGGAGCGUGUUUGGCAAGCCGGGAGGGAAUAGUUUUUCGACGGACAGGUCUCUUGCCGAGACCAAUGCCGAGGAUUGGCUAACAGGGGUCUCAUACGGAUGCUGGAUAGGUGGAGGCUCAGAUAUUAUCUUGACCGCACAGAAUGAUCGUCGCCUAUGGAUCUUGGAGACGGCACGGAGCGCUUUGACGGGCUGCUUUUCAUCCGCGAAUCUGGCUAGAGGCUUACUACAGACUGGAACCGAGAUCAUUCUGUAUCGAGGGCACGACUUACCCGACCUUAUGACUAUAUCAGGCAAGGACUCACUCUGGCAUCAUGCGCAAUACCCCCCGACCUACCUCCAAUCGCAGUGGCCAAUUCGUUCCAGUGUGGUCUCCCAAGAUGGGAGAUAUGUAGCAAUCGCAGGCAGACGAGGCUUAGCACACUACAGUGUCAAUAGCGGACGCUGGAAAGUCUUUGAGGACUCUAAAAUAGAGAAUUCGUUCGCAGUCCGGGGUGGUAUGUGCUGGUACGGACAUAUCUUGAUAGCCGCCAUUGAAAGUGAUGGGUCAUAUGAGCUGCGUUUAUACUCCCGAGAGCUGCCCCUGAACAAUCAAUCAAUCUUGCACAUUGAAUAUCUCCCUUCCCCCGUGGUCUUCAUCGGCCCGUCGGGUGAGGACUCCAUUCUCGUUUACACCUAUGAUAACAUCCUAUAUCAUUUCAUCAUUAAUUCCAUGCACGCUCGAAUCACACUUGUUCCAGUCGGCCAAAUUGCGUUUAACGGCAUUGUGCGAGCGCCCACGCGAGUCCGGGCGAUCAGUUGGGUCUUGCCGGAAGAUCAAAUGCGUGAUGGCGACCCAUCUCAAGAUGUGAAAGUAGCAUCUGUUCUUCUUUUGGUCGAUGGCAAUUUGGUUUUGCUACAGCCGUCCCAAUCGCCCACCGGGGACUUGAAGUAUGACAUGCGGGUGAUAUCGCAUGAUGUUGAGUACUACAUUCUGAUGCGUGACCAAUUGUCAUUCAACUUCGCUCCGCCGUUGGAUGAAUCGCGUCCAGCCAGCCCGUCCGCCGAGAUGGUUUUGAAUAUGCAUCAUCAUAACCUAUCAUUGAGAGACUCCCUCUGGACCUUUUGUGGCAAAGACCUCCUUGCCUGGGGGGAUGUGCAAGAUGUCCUGGGACGAGAAGAUGUGCCGAAAGCGAUUGAGAUACCCCUAGAUUUUUAUCCUCUAUCUGUUUUGUUGAACAAGGGCAUUGCGUUGGGAGUUGAGUCAGAAAUGACCCAACGACGCGAUACCACAUUUGCCGUGUUGAAGUUUGCCAUUCGAACACACCUCUUCCUUCCAUACUUCUUGCAACACUGCUUAGUUCAUGGAGAUAUGCCAGCUGCGCUGUCACUAUGUCAACAUUUCUCCCAUCUUUCAUACUUCCCGCAUGCCCUUGAAAUCCUCCUUCACCACGUUUUGGACGAUGAAGUCGACAAUGCAAGUCGAGAUAGCAAAGUAGAGGACCCUUCGCAGAAGCAUGAUCCUCUACUUCCGUCGGUCAUCUCCUUCCUUCAAGCCUCGCUUCCGGCGCGGGUGUAUUUGGACAUUGUUGUUCAAUGCACGCGGAAGACCGAACUCCGCUCAUGGCGCACUCUCUUCGCCUAUCUCCCACCCCCAAGAGACCUGUUUGAGCAGGCUCUCAGGCUCGACUCUCUUAAGACAGCCGUCGGCUACCUUCUAGUGCUGCAGGCGUUUGAAGACGACGAUGGCUACGAGGCACCCAUUGAAGACUACGUCGUUCGACUGCUCGUGCUGGCCUCACAAAAGGGCGACUGGGAGCUCUGCGCCGAGCUGGCGCGGUUCCUCAUUGCACUCGACGGGUCUGGCGAGAUGCUCCGACGGGCUAUUGACCGGACGGGCCUCCGAAACGGGGGCCUCCCAGGCGCCGGCUUAAAUGGAUCCGGAACGAGUGUCAAGGGCCUCGGCCUCGCCAUCACACCAUCCUGGUCGUCAUUAUCCGGCGCAUCAUCCAUCUCGCCCCGCCAAAGCAUUUCUCGCCAGGGAAGCAACCCGUCCCGGACGCCCGACAGAAUGGACAGCGUCGACGAAGUUUCCUAACCCAUCUGUACAUAACAUGCCAUCCACAACCAUACAUAGCCAACCAUAGCCAUCCAUAGCAUAAGUGAAUUGAAUCGAUUAAAUGCAAUUGCCAUUGAUAACCUUACAAUAAAUACAUAUAUCUAUGACGAUCAUCACUUCAUU
This is a messenger RNA of Aspergillus pseudonomiae, 3414 nucleotides long. Its product is annotated as RIC1 family protein. Bases 103 to 3270 code for a protein of 1055 amino acids. The transcript has 5 exons. Gene Ontology annotation, cellular component: Golgi membrane; cytosol; Ric1-Rgp1 guanyl-nucleotide exchange factor complex. The record is from RefSeq and is a predicted model, not a curated record. Gene Ontology annotation, biological process: retrograde transport, endosome to Golgi; intracellular protein transport. NCBI's taxonomy places the organism in Eukaryota, Fungi, Ascomycota, Eurotiomycetes, Eurotiales, Aspergillaceae.